Sphenostylis stenocarpa is the source of this 402-nucleotide messenger RNA. NCBI's taxonomy places the organism in Eukaryota, Viridiplantae, Streptophyta, Magnoliopsida, Fabales, Fabaceae. The record is from the annotation of a GenBank genome assembly.
AUGGAUUGUGGUGAUUCUGCUGUUGCAGAGAUUAAAGUUUACCAGUAUGCAAAUCUUUUAACCGCAGAAGUCUGCUCCUCGCUUUCUGGGGUGUUACCAAUCCAAUCGAUUUAUGCCUUCAGGGAAUUUUUCCCUUCCAUUCCUGCCACCUUGUCUGGCGUGAAUACUAGAUUCCGGCAACCUUGUCUUCCAUUCAGCUACCCUAGUGAAUAUGAAAUGCUUGACGUGGUUAAUUUUGAUAGAAGUGCAAGGGGUUGGGUACGUUGUGUUAGCAAUAAAAUGGAAAAGAGAAAAGUGGAUUGGAAAUUUGGCAGAGUUUGGAGAGUGAUUAGGAGGCAGGGAACUGCCCCAAUUCCCACUGUUAAAAACACGUUUGGUCUGGUGGAGCUGAGAAGCAGCUAA